Messenger RNA from Candidula unifasciata, 654 nucleotides. NCBI's taxonomy places the organism in Eukaryota, Metazoa, Mollusca, Gastropoda, Stylommatophora, Geomitridae. The record is from the annotation of a GenBank genome assembly.
AUGCCACUGAUUUCUGUGGACAAGAGCAACUGCUCGCUGAUAUCGCAUGUGCCACUGAUUUCUGUGGACAAGAGCAACAGCCCGCUGAUACCCCAUAUGCCACUGAUUUCUGUGGACAAGAGCAACUGCCUGCUGAUAUCGCAUGUGCCACUGAUUUCUGUGGACAAGAGCAACUGCUUGCUGAUAUCACACGUGCCACUGAUUUCUGUGGACAAGAGCAACUGCCCGCUGAUACCCUACGUGCCACUGAUUUCUGUGGACAAGAGCAACUGCCUGCUGAUAUCGCAUGUGCCACUGAUUUCUGUGGACAAGAGCAACUGCUUGCUGAUACCCCAUGUGCCACUGAUUUCUGUGGACAAGAGCAACUGCCUGCUGAUAUCGCAUGUGCCACUGAUUUCUGUGGACAAGAGCAACUGCUUGCUGAUAUCACACGUGCCACUGAUUUCUGUGGACAAGAGCAACUGCCCUGGAUUCUCUCAAUCUGAAACCUUGUUUAACCAGAAAAGAAAAAAACAUUACACAGAACCAGGACUGCAUGUCUAUCACAUCAAAACUUCAAUGGCCGUAUUAUUAUUACUAUGUGAACAUGAGCUUAUACAUGUCAUAAUAUUAUAUUUGAGAUAUCUACACACAAAACACUCUCAUGCAAGAUGA